This is a messenger RNA of Oryctolagus cuniculus (rabbit), 1976 nucleotides long. The record is from RefSeq and is a predicted model, not a curated record. NCBI's taxonomy places the organism in Eukaryota, Metazoa, Chordata, Mammalia, Lagomorpha, Leporidae.
UGUUUUUUUUUUCUUAUAGAAAGACUUAAUAAUUCCAGGACAUACAACUGCCAUCAUUCACAGUGCACCAGAAGAGCAACCCAAUAACGACAGAGUAACUCGUGUUCAUGGAGUCCAUGAAGAUAACAAAUGUGGCAGGAACGUCAGCUCUAGCGGGUAAGAAGAGUAAAAAAUGUUUUUUCAUCACUCAAGUUGCUCCACACCAGCUAAUUAUGAACUCUGAUCACGGAUUGGACAAAGAUAACAAACAUAGUAAGGAGUCUACCUCCCAAAGAGAUCCUGAAGACAACAACUCACCAAGGAAUUCGAAGGCAGGAACGUCAGCUGUAGCGGGUAAGAAGAGUAAAAAACGUUUUUUCAUCGCUCAAGUUGCUCCACAACAGCCAAUUAAUAAAUAUGGGCUGGACUCUGAUCACGCAUUGGACAAAGAUAACAAGCGUAGUAAGGAGUCUACCUUCCAAAGAGAUCCUGAAGACAACAACUCACCAAGGAAUUCGAAGGCAGGAACGUCAGCUGUAGCGGGUAAGAAGAGUAUAAAACGUUUUUUCAUCGCUCAAGUUGCUCCACAACAGCCAAUUAUGAACUCUGAUCACGGAUUGGACAAAGAUAACAAGCGUAGUAAGGAGUCUACCUCCCAAAGAGAUCCUGAAGACAGCAACUCACCAAGGAAUUCGAAGGCAGGAACGUCAGCUGUAGCGGGUAAGAAGAGUAUAAAACGUUUUUUCAUCGCUCAAGUUGCUCCACAACAGCCAAUUAUGAACUCUGAUCACGGAUUGGACAAAGAUAACAAGCGUAGUAAGGAGUCUACCUCCCAAAGAGAUCCUGAAGACAACAACUCACCAAGGAAUUCGAAGGAAGGAAUGUCAACCUUAGCGAGUAAGAAGGGCUUAAAAGAUAUCGCCAUCACUCAAGUUGCUCCACAACAGCCAAUUAAUGAAUAUGCGUUCAACUAUGAUCGUGGAUUGGACAAUGGUAAGGAGUCUACCUCCCAAAGAGAUCCUGAAGACAACAACUCACCAAGGAAUUCGAAGGAGGAAUCCUCUGCAGAACCUCUAAAGAGGGAAGAAGUUGCAGUGCCUAUCUCCGGAAUAAGUGAUGAAGCUGUAGAAUCACCGUGGGAUUCUGAGGAAGAAACAUCAAGUGGAAAGGGUGAAGGUCGUGCUGCCACUGGAGGUGUCCCAGAAGGAGAUAUUCUGGAUUAUUUCCUGUCAUGUAGUUGGGCAAGGAUAGCCAAAGAGAGAAAAGCGUCAAUGGCAUCAAGUGGAGAUACUGAAAAGGAUGUGGCUGUCAGUCUAAGUGCCCAAGAGCAUGCAAAGGACACAUUAUCUGGUAUUGCUGGAGUGCCAGAAGACAAAACUAUUGAUAUGCCUGGCUUCAGACCAGAUGAUGAGCCUUUAAAAUACUCCUUAAAGUCUGAGGCAGGAACGUCAGCUGUAGCGGGUAAGAAGAGUAAAAAAUGUUUUUUCAUCACUCAAGUUGAUCCACACCAGCUAAUUAUGAACUCUGAUCACGGAUUGGACAAAGAUAACAAACGUAGUAAGGAGUCUACCUCCCAAAGAGAUCCUGAAGACAGCAACUCACCAAGGAAUUCGAAGACUAUUUCUACAAAUUCUUGGAAGGAAUCCAUUAAUCAAUCAAUGGCAGCAGAUGCAAAAGGAAAAGAUAUGAAUGAACCACUGGAAGAGUUUGCUAAGGGAUCCACUGAAUUGACGCCUCGUCUGGAAGCAAUACAUCCUUUUUGGGCAACAUCAGUGGGAAUGAAUGAAGUACAAACAUGCAGACAAGUUACAGGCAGAAUCAAGUUAAAACCAAUACCAAAACAUCUCAAGAGGCAUUUCCUUCCUCACUGCAAUACUAAUCAAUAUAAAAGCACAGAACCUGAGUUAAAAAAUGUCAAGUCUUCUCCAACAAAUAAUGACAUUAAAACAGCACCCAAGGAAGAACAAGAAUGGCUUGAUGGAAGUGAAAAUAAGCAG